Trichomonas vaginalis G3 is the source of this 714-nucleotide messenger RNA. Its product is annotated as histone-lysine N-methyltransferase family. The transcript has a single exon. NCBI's taxonomy places the organism in Eukaryota, Parabasalia, Trichomonadida, Trichomonadidae. Gene Ontology annotation, molecular function: protein binding. The record is from RefSeq and is a predicted model, not a curated record. The coding region runs from base 1 to 714 and encodes 237 amino acids.
AUGAAUGAAGAUAUUAUUAACGAUUUGAUUAAUUUAUCUGCUUUAUUUGGAUCGUGCCAUUGCUUGAGAUACUUUCUUUUAAAUCAAACAAAUUUUGAUAAUAGUCUUGUUAAAUAUGCAAUAGCUGGUGGAAAUACAGAGAUUGUUGAAAUAGUACAAAAUAAAAUUGAUGAUUUUUCUAAUUACAUUAAUGUCUCCCUCAAAUAUCAUCAAUAUCAUAUCACCAAAUGGAUUAUUGACACCUAUUCAGCAGAUAUUGAUUAUGUCUACUGUCUCCGACACUAUUGCUUUAAAUUUUUAAUUGAAUUUUCUCAAAAUAACACACAAUUAAUAGCAUAUGAUAAAAAUUUCAUUUACCAUUGCGCCGAAGUUGGAAUAUAUGAUUUAGUACAUUUACUUGUUGAAAAUCAUUAUAAUCCUGAAAGCCGCGAAUCGAUAAAUAACGAAACACCUCUUCAUGCUGCUGCAAGAUGCAACAUGCUAAAUAUUUGCAAACUUUUACUUGAUUAUAAUGCUGAUGUUGAUGCAUGCGAUAAUGAUGGAUGGACUCCAUUGAUGGUUGCAGCGUAUAAAAACAAUCUUGAAGUUUUUCAAUACUUAUUAGAAAAAGGGGCAAAUAUUCAUCACAAAGAUAAUUAUUUUGAAUCUGUAUAUUCUAUAGCUGCAAGGGAUAUUCAAGAUUAUAUAGUAAUAAAUGGAUUACUACUUAGUUAA